CUCAGUUUGUCAUUCCUAGUGUAAAACAUGCAGAAACUAGUACCACUUUUAUUAGUGUUGUCCGUACAGUGCGUGUACUCAGUCUCGUUGCAAGAAGAUCUGCUUGAUUUGGAGCUAAAUGUGCCGAAGGAAAAAAUUUCGCAGCUUUUCGUCCAGUAUAUUAUUCAAGAUGUUCAAUUUCGGCACAGUAUCCGUUACGUUAGGUCGGACGAAUUUUCCGACACGUGGAAUCAGUUUCUAGAGCUGGCAAAAGUGCAUCAGUUACUUUUGUAUAUGCAAAACGCCGGGCUGCCUAUUGAUAAAGUGCUCCAUAUGUUUGCCGGAUUCACCGGAAUUCAGCCACCGUCGACGAAGUUCAAACGAUCGCUCAUUAAGCGUGGUGGAUUAAACGCAUUCAUCGAAGAUGUUGUCCAAGUAGUGGCACAAAGCGACGUGAAAACAAUGACGGAAGAGAAAAAACGACUCAGCUCUCAAUUUUUGGAAAUGACUGAGAAGCUAAACUCGGACGAAUAUAAGCGCUUGUUUACUGAAGCAUUUGAUGAUCCCGACGUUAUAAUUCUUCAGCAAGAAUUACAAACAUAUGACAUUGAACUACCUAAACUCCUAGAGCUGAUGAAAGCAUUCUUCGGGUGGUCUGCUUUUUUCUAGCUUUUUUGAAAUAAAUGACGUAGCUUUUCUCACAAUAAAAAAUACUCACAGAAACUGAA
Molecule: messenger RNA, 707 nt
Organism: Wyeomyia smithii (pitcher-plant mosquito)
Lineage: Eukaryota; Metazoa; Arthropoda; Insecta; Diptera; Culicidae
Product: protein G12-like
Exons: 3
Coding region: 28-648 (206 amino acids)
Source: RefSeq, a predicted model, not a curated record